AUGGAAUAUCCAAAUUGUAAAAACCAGGCACAGCUUCGCACGGGAAUAGUUGCUGACUAUGUUUAUACAAUGUCAACAGAAGAGACAAUAGCGUCUGGUUUGGGUUCUAUUGCGGACAUAGCUGUAUGCACUUACUUAGUAGUGAUGUGUAUAAUGUCUCUAUUCGGCAAUAUAAUUGUUUUAGUUGUGAAAAUAAAAAACAGAAAGCAGCUAAAGACGCAUGACUAUUUCAUUGCUAACAUCGCCAUCGCUGAUAUCGGUGCCGUCACUACAGGUUAUCUGCUUGCAGCAGUUUCCGCCUGUAAACAUAUGUGGUAUUUUGGUUCCAUUGGAUGUUCCUUGGUUGGAUUUUCUGGUUGGUUCUUCAACUGUGUCAGCAUGGUAACAUUGUCAGUCAUCGCGAUCAUACGUUAUUUAAUCGUAGUAGGUAACCAUGGAACAGCCAUAACACAGAAGACGACAACUAUUAUAAUCGCCAUGAUAUGGUUGUACUCAGCAUUUUGGGCGACUGCUCCUCUGAUAGGAUGGGACAGGUAUGCCCCAGAACCGCAUCUGACAUCGUGUACGUUGGACUGGACAAGUACUCAACCAGCUGAUAUUGCAUACAUUGUCUGUAUAUUCGUGCUGUGCUUCGCAUUUUGCUUAGUAUCAAUCAUAUACAGCUAUGGCGGCAUUAUUGCUAAGAUUAAACAGACACAAAGAAACUUAUACCCAGAAAGUCAACAAUGCGAGAUGAAUAAAGAAGGAAGAACAACUAAGGUGGAGUGUGAUAAUCUCAAACAAGUAACUGUGUAUGCAACUCCUGUUGGUGUCAUUCGUUGUUUGAUGGAGAAAGAUGAGAAAUAUUGA
Saccoglossus kowalevskii is the source of this 849-nucleotide messenger RNA. RefSeq names its product opsin-5-like. Gene Ontology annotation, biological process: G protein-coupled receptor signaling pathway. Gene Ontology annotation, cellular component: membrane. Gene Ontology annotation, molecular function: G protein-coupled receptor activity. NCBI's taxonomy places the organism in Eukaryota, Metazoa, Hemichordata, Enteropneusta, Harrimaniidae. The record is from RefSeq and is a predicted model, not a curated record.